UACUCGUACGAAGCCUACACUACUGCACCGCAUGCCGCAUGGACAUCAAAAGGGAAAUGGAAAAAAUAAGAUGAGUAUUUUUCUUCGAUUUCUAGUGAUGUGCACGUUGGUGCUGGUGGGUUACCCGUUGUUGCAAACAGUCAGUUGCAACUUGGCUGUGUAGGGAACUUUGACCGUUGUUCAAAAGAUGUCGUCAGUCAAAAAAAAAAGCAAACAACGGGGAAGUUUAGAGAAAAGUGGAGCCUCUAAAGAUGAGGAUUCUUCAUCUCCCCUUCCUCGUAUAGCUGAGUCGGAACCGCUGCAACUGCCAACGGCCGAAAUGGCUUCUACAAGGAUUGGCGACAAAAGCGAGGCGAUAGUCGCCGAUAGCGACGAGUUUGCUAAGGAAUAUUUCAAUAUCGAGCGAUCUCCUAUUUGGAGUGGUUCCAACAAAGGAUGGCAGCUGACUUGGGGUAUUUGGCACAGGCUUCCGAGAGAUGAACGAAAGAAGAUUGCUCUGGAACAUGGUAUGAAAUCGAUCGGUGAAUUCGAAGAGUACGUGUCUUUGCAGCAGGCAGUUGAUGAUUCAGAAUAUUCCAUGGUGGAACUGGUGGAAAAUUCGUCACACACGACAACAACGAUUUCAAAUGUUGCAUCACAUGACAAUACUGUACAUCAGACGAAAGGAUUUGAAGAAAAUAGAGAGGAAGAAAGCGACGAGGACGACGGCGAUGAUGAUCUCUUGCACAACGAGGCUACUGAAUUGGCAACCGAAUUGACUUCGGAGGAACUGGUAGCGGUGGGAGGAAAUAUUCUUAUUCUUCCAUCCGAAAUUUUGCACCAAAUAGUUGCAUGGCUUCCGGCAGAUGCAUAUGGGACGCUUGGACUGGUCAGUCCUCAUUGGAAAUUUUUCACCAGAACAGAAGUAGUCUAUAAGCGCAUAUGCGAGAGGCUGUACCUCAAUCAGAGUAAACGGCGGCAAUUGCAUGUCUCUCGUUUCGGUGGAUCAUAUCGACGGAUGCUUGAAAUACGUCCGAGAGUUCGGGCCGCCGGGGGUUGUUACGUUUUGAAGUAUUCAAAGUACAAAAAAAUCGAGCGAGAUAUGUGGUGUGAGAUUCCAAUUGGGGCUGUCCUUGAGACCGUUUAUUAUCGAUACGUGUACUUCCACGAGGAUGGCCGAUGCUUAUACGCGCUCUCCAACUCGCCACCCAAGGUAAUGUUUCCACGAAUACUCAACGUCCUGUUGCACAAGGAAGAAACAGACCCUGCAAUUGUGACUGGAACCUUCCAAGUGCAAAAGUAUAAUUGCACGAUCAUCGCAAAACAACCAUGGCACACCGUCAAAUUUGAGAUAACAAUUGUCCCGGAAUCGGUUCACGGGCGAUUUGCAGCACUAACAAUUGACCGCCACGUUACCAGCGUCUCUGGAGAAAUUGACGAUUGGAGUUAUGAUCUUGUCGAACACGAAGUUCCAGACAAGCGAUUUCGAUUUAUGAAGGAUGGCAGAUUAUGAAUAAUUUUCUUUAAGAACCAGUUUUCCAAUUCUUUUCCAUGGAUCGUACACACUAACUUCAUUCAAAACCUUAUCAUGUCUUUGGUUGAAAAAUCAAAAAAGUAAACUAAACUACACCAA
Pseudo-nitzschia multistriata is the source of this 1612-nucleotide messenger RNA. The record is from the annotation of a GenBank genome assembly. NCBI's taxonomy places the organism in Eukaryota, Bacillariophyta, Bacillariophyceae, Bacillariales, Bacillariaceae.